This is a messenger RNA of Exophiala aquamarina CBS 119918, 510 nucleotides long. Its product is annotated as ubiquitin-conjugating enzyme E2 G1. The record is from RefSeq and is a predicted model, not a curated record. Gene Ontology annotation, cellular component: cytosol; endoplasmic reticulum. NCBI's taxonomy places the organism in Eukaryota, Fungi, Ascomycota, Eurotiomycetes, Chaetothyriales, Herpotrichiellaceae. The transcript is spliced from 2 exons. The coding region runs from base 1 to 510 and encodes 169 amino acids.
AUGGCUACCACCUCCGCAGCUGCCGGCUUGCUUGGAAGACAGUUUAAACAAAUGCAAUCAGACAAGGAUAUUCCCGGCAUAAGCUGCGGCCUGGUCGACAGCAAUAUCUUCGAGUGGGAAGUCAUGCUCAUGAUCAACGACGACUGCAAGUAUUAUGGAGGAGGCUUCUUUCGCGCUCGACUAUCAUUCCCACAUGAAUAUCCUUUAAUGCCACCCAAGAUGAAGUUUGAAACACCAAUCUUUCAUCCCAAUAUCUACGAGUCCGGCGAUGUCUGCAUAUCCAUCCUUCAUCCUCCCGAGGAAGACAAAUAUGGGUAUGAGUCGGCCGCGGAGAGAUGGUCACCCGUCCAGUCCCCAGAAACAAUUCUGCUCUCGGUCAUCAGCAUGCUGAGUAGUCCCAACGAUGAGAGUCCUGCCAACGUCGAUGCCGCGAAGAUGUGGAGGGAGGAUCCCAAGGCUUUCAGACGAAAAUGCCAGAAAUUGGUACGAGAGAGUCUAGGGGACGAAUGA